GGGAGGCAGUCAAGCGCUCGGUGUUCAUCACUAACAGCCGCACCGGUCACAAUACGACGCGUGGUGGGUCGCACCACAACUAUAAGACGAUGAGCAGCCAAGCCGACGAGGUCGCGCGCCUCAAAGCGGAGCUGGCAGCUCUGCAGCAGGAGACCGCAUCCCUCGAGAAGAAGCCGAAGAAGGACAAGCGCAAGAAGAAGGAGAAGAACAAGCGCAAAUCCACCGCGGACGACGAGGCCGCGAAGCUGCGCGCGGAGUUGGAGGCCGUCGACGCGGAGACCGCAGCGCUCACGGGCGCGCCGCCGCCCGAGAAGAAGCGCAAGAAGGAUAAGAAAGCGAAGAAGGCGAAGACAGAGCCCGCGCCGGCGGUACCGGCCGACACGGACGCGCCGCCCGCGAGGCGCGCCUACGUCGGCGGCCUGCCCUUCGACGCCACCGAAGAGUCGGUAUCAAACUACUUCUCGACGCUGUGCGGCGAUCUGGAGAAGGUCGAGAUUCAGUGUUUUGAGGACAAUCCCGAGCGGUGCUGCGGCAUUGCGUACGUCACUUUUGUCGAGCCGGACUCCCUCGAUAGAGCCUUGACGUUGGAUGGGGAAUCGUUCAAGGGCGACGGGCGGACGAUGAAGAUCCGGAGGGAUCGCACGGGCAACAAACCGCGGCGGCCGCCGCCGCCGCGCGUCGCGGGCUCGCUCACCGUCUACGUGGGCAACAUGCCCUGGGCCGCUUCCAAAGAAGAAGUGGAGGCGAUGCUCGCUGAUGCCGGAUGUGCUGUGUCGUCGAUGCGCUACCACACGGACGCCGAGACGGGCCAGUUCCGCGGCUUCGUCCACGCCGAACUCGCGGACGAGUCGUCGUUAUCAAAUGCGUUGGCUUUAGCAGGCACGCGGUGGCGCGGUCGGGAAUUGCGCGUGAGCCACUCGGAGACGGGGAAGAAGAGGAGCUAGAUCCCCUUCUGCCACGCGCUCAUCGAGGCGUUGGUGCGCGGACGGGC
This is a messenger RNA of Pelagomonas calceolata, 991 nucleotides long. The record is from the annotation of a GenBank genome assembly. Lineage: Eukaryota; Pelagophyceae; Pelagomonadales; Pelagomonadaceae.